Cervus elaphus (red deer) is the source of this 1376-nucleotide messenger RNA. It is a transcript of the gene AQP8, whose product is annotated as aquaporin 8. The transcript has 6 exons. Gene Ontology annotation, biological process: water transport; transmembrane transport. The record is from RefSeq and is a predicted model, not a curated record. Bases 150 to 941 code for a protein of 263 amino acids. Gene Ontology annotation, molecular function: water channel activity. NCBI's taxonomy places the organism in Eukaryota, Metazoa, Chordata, Mammalia, Artiodactyla, Cervidae. Gene Ontology annotation, cellular component: plasma membrane.
GGAGCGUCUGGAGCCCUUUAAAAGGGGCAGAGCCUGUGAGUGGGCUGGCAGCCCGGGUCCUGGAGAUAAGAGUGUCCUGUCUGGGACAGCAGGUGCGGGUCUCCCAGCCAGGGCAGGACAGAGUCCUGCCGAGAGUCGCCUCCGCCCCGAUGUUUACAGAGGCAGCUGCAUCCAUGUGUGACCUGGAGUCAGGCAGCGUCAAGGUGAAGGAGCCCAGAGGCAGGGGCCGGGGCCAGGGGGGCUGGUAUGAGCGGUUGGUGCAGCCCUGCCUGGUGGAACUGCUGGGCUCCGCUCUGUUCAUCUUCAUCGGCUGCUUGUCGGUCAUCGAGAACGGGCCGGACACCGGGCGGCUGCAGCCGGCGCUGGCCCACGGGCUGGCCCUGGGGCUGGUCAUUGCCACGCUGGGGAACAUCAGUGGUGGACACUUCAACCCUGCGGUUUCCCUGGCAGCCACGUUGGUCGGCGGCCUCAGGCUGACGAUGCUGUUUCCCUACUGGAUCUCCCAGCUGUGCGGGGGGCUGAUCGGGGCCGCGUUGGCUAAGGUGGUGAGUCCCGAGGAGAGGUUCUGGAAUGCGACCGGGGCGGCCUUUGUGACAGUCCAGGAGUCGGAGCAGGUGGCCGGGGCAGUGGUGGCGGAGAUCAUCCUGACGACACUGCUGGCAUUGACCGUGUGCAUGGGCGCCAUCAACGAGAAGACGCUAGGUCCUCUGGCCCCAUUCUGCAUCGGCUUCUCUGUCACCGUGGACAUCCUGGCGGGGGGUGCUGUGUCUGGAGCGUGCAUGAAUCCUGCCCGGGCCUUUGGACCUGCCAUGGUGGCCAACCACUGGGACUUCCACUGGAUCUACUGGCUGGGCCCCCUCCUGGCCAGCCUGCUUGUAGGAGUGCUCAUCAGGCUCUUCAUUGGAGAUGCGAAAAUUCGUCUAAUCCUAAAGGGACGGUGAGACUGAGAUGGUGAAAUUCCUGCCACCCCAGGGACCCUCAGUGGACCCAUCCUGGACCACAGAUCAGACAGCUCUGCAUUUCCUGCCAGGGCAGAGCCUCCGAGGAGUGACUGACACCCUUCCCCUGACUUGGGCCUGGCUUCUCAGAGGUGCUAGGUCCUUCGCAUUCCUUUGUGCUCAUCAGAGACUUCAGCCUAGGGAUUGUGUUGCCAGCACCACCCAGAGGGAGGCAGAAACAGCACAGCAGAAGAGCUUUUGACAGGGAAGGUCCCAGGACUAGAGGAGGUGACUGUUAAUGUGUCUCUGGUCAUUUCCCUCAUCCUUUUUCUCCUUCUCUUGUUCCCCAAUUUCUCUGUUACAAAAGGGCCUUCUGUGGUCUGUUUCCCUGCUGCCUGAGCUGUCAAUCCAGUUUUGCAAUAAACAGUCCAAUAUUUC